Molecule: messenger RNA, 2089 nt
Organism: Oppiella nova
Lineage: Eukaryota; Metazoa; Arthropoda; Arachnida; Sarcoptiformes; Oppiidae
Source: the annotation of a GenBank genome assembly
CAAGAGUGGAUUCAAUCGAUGUCUUCAUCACAAUUGGCGCACAAUCUGAACGACAAGAAGUGGCGGUCGGAGGACAUCAAUGUGACCGAAGAUGACGAGUCGUUCGUGACGUUCAAAUCACUGAAUCUUCGCGAGAAUGUGUUGUCAGGUCUGGAGGCGAACGGAUUCGUGCGGUUGUCUGCCAUCCAAUUGCAUGCCAUACCUCUGGGUCGCUGUGGUCUCGAUCUGAUCCUGCAGUCCAAGUCGGGCACCGGCAAGACCUGUGUGUUUGUGGUGAUAGCGUUGGAACUGUUGGAAGCGUUUGAGUCGAGCGCCAUCCAAGUGCUGGUUGUGUGUCCCACGCGUGAGAUCGCCGUUCAGACCAGUCAUGUGAUCACCUCAUUGGCCGCCCACUCGACGGUCCGGUGCUGUCCAGUGAUCGGCGGCACUAAACUCAAGGAAGACGUGAACCUACUGUCCAAAUGUCAGGCAGUGGUCGGAACCCCCGGAAGAAUCAAACAAUUGAUUGAAUUGAAUGUCUUGAAGACCAAUUCAAUCCGUUUACUCGUUUUGGACGAAUGCGACAAACUUUUGGACCACAACUUCAGACAACAAAUCGACGACAUCUUCGAGUCGUUGCCGCAGAACAAGCAGACGAUAGCCGUCAGCGCAACCAUGACCUCAGAGUUGGCUGACUUUUUGACGCAAUACAUGCGGACUCCGGUCUUCGUGCGACUCAACGCCGACAAUCCGGCCCUCAUUGGCGUCAAGCAGUUCUACACCACCACUGAUUACCAUCACUUGAAUCACAUGAACUUCGACAACAAAAUCGAGCCAUUGAUCGAUAUCCUGAAGAAUGUCUCUUUCUCUCAAUGUCUGGUCUUUUCUAACUAUCAGACGAGGGCUCGUAUGCUUUGUGACAAAUUGAAUGCCUUGGACUGGAAGAGCACAUACAUCAGCGCCGAGAGGUGUCAGUCAGACCGACUCAAAGCCAUCUCCAAACUCCGCAAAUACAAGUGUCGAGUCCUGGUGUCCACUGAUCUGACCGCUCGUGGCAUUGAUGUCCAGAAUAUCAAUUUAGUCAUUAAUAUGGACACACCGUUUGACGCCCAGACAUACCUACACCGAAUCGGUCGCGCCGGUAGAUUUGGCACGCGAGGCAUUGCCAUCACUAUUGCCAGCACUGGUCGUGAGACAGAACUGUUGCAAAAGAUUAUCAAAGACUGCAAACUGAAUGUCGAAGAGCUUAAGAAACCUAUUCCUGAAGACAUUUGGCUAAUGGAUGACUCAACUGAAGAUUUUCCACUCAUUGGAAAUCAUUUGGAUUCUGGAAAGACAACCGAAGAGUUUGGAGAACUCAGUCCACUCGUGAGGCCUACUAUUGUGGACAAUAAUUCAGACAAUUCUUCGCCACAAAUCAAAUCCUUUGACGAUAUCCUUAAAGAAUACAAACUGAUGAAGAAUUCGCGUCUAAAUAAAGACAAUGAAAAGAGUUGUGAACCAAAUAUGAACACAAAUUUAGAGCUGAAAGUAAAGCCAAUAAAUUGUGAUAAUUUAGUCAAUAGUUUUGUGGAUAAAUGUGAUAUCAAUAGUAAAGAACUUUCUAAUCUGAUAACGGAUUCACAUAAAGAAUCGAUUGAUAAAAGUGUGGCUCAAGAGGUGCCCACAAUUGACAAGACUUGCGAUGAACACAAAGAACACAAUUUUAACCAUUUAUUUGAUUGCUUCGAAGGCGACCACAAUUGCCGACAAUUUGUCGAUUCAAAUGACAACGAAUUAAACUGUGAUUAUAUCGAGUCAAUGGAGCCGUCGGUGAAUCUCAUUGAGAAUGGUUUGAAUCGAUGGGCGAAUGCAAUGUUCCCUCCCUUUGCCUCUAUCAGCAAUCCCUUGCAAUACAACCAAUGGAUUGAAAGGAAUAGAUAUUUGUGGUCUUAUAUGUUGAAUCCCUUUCAAGCAUUUCAAUUCACUCUAAAUGACAACCAAAACCACACCAAUCGAUAAAUUUAAUAGAAUUCAAUGUUUCGUAUUUUUAUUCAUUUUCCAUUAGACCUGUAUUAUCACUAUUUUUGAUAUUCUAAUAAAUAUUUAUAUUUUAUUUGUUUGUUAACAA